AUGGACCAAAUCUUCAAGUACGGCUCGGUUGAGGCGAUUCCGCAGUUCAAUUGCAGGUUUGUUUUUUUCUUUUUUGAAUAGAAAAAUGAAUGAAUUCAGCGGAAAAACCGUCGAGGAAUGGAUAGCCCUUCAAGGAGUUCCUCAUAUUGGUUUGGGCCUCGGAAUCAUGUUCUACGGAGUUUUGAUUGAGGUUUGAAACUUCACAGAUUCAAAAUACAAUUAUCUUUUUUUCACUGUCAAAGUUCUAUAAAAGCGCCUCAAAUUAAUGUUUAAAUUCCAAAAUUCAAAAAAACUAGUUAGACAGAGCGCGAAAAAGAGAGAUUUCUACAGUAAUCUUCUGAGUUUCCAAGAGAGGUUUAGCUUUUGAUGGAGUAUAAGGAUUAGAUAAAGAAGUUAGAAAAAAUACGGUUCGCGAAAGAUCAACAAAAUUCGAGAGAGACGUCAGAGAUACGAGAGUUCCCUCACUUCUCUGGCGUCUCUCCAGGGGUUCGUUGAUCUCUCGCUCUCCUUUUUUCCACUUCCUUUUGAACACUGAUUCUUCGGUUUAUUUUUCAUCUGUCACUCGGAAUUGAGGAAAUGAAAAACUCGCAAGUCAAUGGCAAUAUAAAAACCCGCAAACUCGAUAAAAUAAUGCAAAACUAGAUUUUCCAGUGUUAAAAGCCCGAAAAGCUGAACAUAGCUCUGCUCGAGAAGAACAAAAAGAAGCAAAAAAAAAAUUUUAACAAGUAUCCUAGUCUGAUAAAACUGUUCAGUGAUUCAGGAAAAUAAAAAGCAGCUUUUCAAAUUCACUGCUCCUUCCUUCAAAUAAAGAUAAUGAAUUAAAAAACCACUUCUUCUAUCAAGAACACAAAUCAAUUGCUAGAAAGGUGUUAGUUAUAAAUGAAAAUAACUACUACUGAAUUAUUAAAAAUUUAUUUAAAAGGUUUAUCGAAUCAAAAGUUCUUCUCUUUUAGAUCCUUUACUUUCCUUGCCUCGCGGCGAUGCUCAAAAAAGAGCUUAUUCGUCUUUCCUGCUUCAAAAUCAUGUUCUUGUUGGGUGUUAUCGACACUUGCGCCAUUUGUGAGUUCAUUAUCAAUAUAUGGUCGCACUUGGAAUGGCUCAAAGCGUUGCAAUCGCUAUCAAAGAGAAAUUUAUUGCUGUUGGAUCAGUUGGAGUAUUGUUGAAACCUGAUUGAAUCAUUAAAUCAUGAAAAAGGCUCUUUUUGAGUGGCAUAACUCACUUCACUAUAAAGCAAAAGUCUAGGAUCUUUCAAAAAUUAAGGUUCAGACAAUUCUCGUCAAAAGUUCAACUUCUAACACAAUUGUUCAAAAGUCGUUCUUUAUGAAAAGCGCACAAGAAACGGCUGAGCCAUUCCCAGUGCGAACAUGGCGACUUAGUUAUCAGUUAAAUUCAAAAAUGGUGUAGGCAUGAACUCGGUGAUAACUGGAUUUUUGUUGAUCGACGGAGCGGUUUUCUGCAAGUACCCGACGCCGAUCUACUGCAUUGGAGCCACUGGUUUGGGUCAGUUGAACUCGUUGAAAAGCUUUUUUCAAGUUGAUCAUCUACAGGCUUAUGGUGUUGUGCUUGCAUGUUGGCGAUGAUUCUGGCUAUCAACCGUCUGAUGGAUAUUAUUCAUCCGAAAAUGUUCCAGACCUAUUUCAAGGGGUUUGCAUUCAAAAUUCGUAUAUAAUCAUACGGUCGCCUAAUGUAAAUUUUUUAAAUUAAAUUUCAAAACAAAUGUCGAAUCAACUUUUUAAAAAAAUUUUUCCAAAUCAAAUCCUAAAAAAAUUAAUUUUUUUCUACCAAUUUGUUCAGCUACCGUACGAUCUUUGUUUUGAUGCUACCCAUCGCCUACGGACUUUAUUUUAUUUGCUUCACUCCGAGCGCCGUCUUCAGUUCUAAAUUUGUCGGCUGGUACUUUGACCCUUUUCUUUUCACCGACGGCCGAUUUGUGGUAAGUCUUUUUGUUUUUGUUUUUUGAGUUUUACCUUAUAAGAUUAUCAGGAUUAUGAAAGACAGCAAAGAAUAAUUUAAAAGUGCUUCCCUCCAAGGUAUUUUCGACUCAUAUCGCUUCGAUUGCCUCAAAGAAGGGAAAAGAAAAAAAAAAACGCACCAAUAUCAACGCACGAAAGUAGAGACGUUGAAAUGUCUAAUUGAACUCGUUGAGAGCUUUGUGAAUGAGUAGGAAGGAUAACUGAAACUUCCGCAGUCGGUAAAAAAAAUUAGAAAAAAAAAGGUAUUUACCGUGAAAAAUAUGCGAGCACGAAUGACAUUGUCCUAUGCUCUUGGAAGUGGACAAGAAUCCUACAAUCGAAUUUAAUACGUCAAUAAAAAUCCAAUUGAUAAACUGUAAAACAAACGGAAAAUAAAACAAACUAUGUCGAAAAACAUUUCAUUGGUGAAUGCGGUCACCGUGUUGGUAGAAACCAGGAAUACCGUACAACCGCGUCUUUUUUCUGAUUUUUUUGCUUUUAUCUCAUUUCUAAAGAGAGAAAUUUCAAAGUUUAGAAAUGAUUAUUUUUUUUAAUUGCUCAAAUUAGAAAGCAAAUAUUAUCAAAUCGAUUUUUUCAGUAUUCCAAUAUUUCUCACACCAUUAACAAUGUUGUGGUGGUGGUGUUUUCGACGUUCCUUUAUGUUGCCUUCUGCUUCGUUCUCUGUACACGGCUCAAAGGAACACAAAAUCACUCCAAGUUCUACAAACAGGUUUUUGAUAGAUAAUAAUAGAAGCUGAAGGAUUUUUUUUCUGAAAACCGUUUUAAGGAAGUUUUCGCUCUUCAAAUUUAAUUUUGAGACUUUUGAGUGAACUUCAAAUUAUUAUUUUUUGAGUUUUAUUUUUAAUGAUAAUCUGAAUAUUUUUUCUGAAGAUUUUCCUCCAAUCGGCCCUCAUUUGUACCGCAACAUUCCUCGCCUCGGUCAACUACGUUUUAAUGCAAUUCGCUGGAAUGCCAAUUUGGUUCGCUCUCGUUGGCCAGUUUGGCUGGCAAAUGAGCCAUGGAUGUCCCGUUUUCAUCUACAUUUUUUUCAAUCGAACUCUCCGCAGAAACAUCCUUGGACUGUGCAAUUUGACGGUUAUUUAUCAAUCCCUCAAGAAAAAAAAUUAAAAAAAUUUUCAGUACGAUCCGAGGAAAGGAAAAGUCGGUUCGUAUCGGCCAAGAAGUAGCUUCGGCACUGCUUCUGAAGAUCCUAACAUGAUGAUGUAUUGA
Caenorhabditis auriculariae is the source of this 3182-nucleotide messenger RNA. The record is from the annotation of a GenBank genome assembly. NCBI's taxonomy places the organism in Eukaryota, Metazoa, Nematoda, Chromadorea, Rhabditida, Rhabditidae.